CUGGGUGUUUCCACUUUGGGACGCCGACCACGCAAACUGUCACGCUUGGCCAUGCUAACCGCCCGUUUCGUGACGACAUGGCGUUGUAUUUUGCAUCGGCACUACGAUCUGCACAGAAAUAAGCACAUGUACACGCAGCAUCCAUGAAGUGUCAUUCAGUCAGGGCGCCCCGAUGAAUAUAAGGCUCCGACGUCUCGCCCUCUCCAAGAUGCCCGAUUGAUCCCAUCAUCGGUUGUCCUCUCGGGCUGCUUCUACUACUACGUCUACAAUUAUUGUCUGCGAUCAUCAACAUCGUCAUUGAUCUCAUCAAAACAUCACCAUACACCACAAAACAUCCACCGCCUACGAUACUCUCGCACAACCCACCAACCUCCCCUUCGCGGGGCUCCUCCUCUGCAUCAGCAGCAUCACCAGCCAAGAUGGCGCCGUCCUCCAACGACCUCUACCGCCAAACCACCACCCUUACCAACAAGACCUUUAAGAUUGUCAUUGCACGCCACUUCCGCUCUACCCUCUACAGCGCGCUCGUCCUCCCCGUCAUCGCCUCUGUCUAUCUCGGCAUCGGGCAAAAGUUCAACCAGCCCAACGACAAGUUUGGCGUCGGCACCCCCCACGCCAUCACUUCUCUGCCCGAUGCGCUGCACAACGGUCUCGGCGGUCGUGAUACCGUUCUCCUAAUCAACAAUGGCCCUGCCACAUCCGAAGUCGACCGCGUCUUCAAGUCGCUAGAAGACACUAUCCAUGGCGCCGGUGCAAACGCUACCCGCCUACCCAAUGAGGACGAAAUUGGCCGCAUCUGCAAGGCUUCUCUCCGUGGCACAUCGACUUGCUUUGGCGCCGUCGUUGUCAACUCGUCCCCGUCAGGAGGCAGCACAGAUGAUAAGCAGGGCUGGAAUUAUACCAUCCGUGCCGACUACGGUCUGGGCAUCAGCUUCCGUGUCGACAAGACCGACAAUGACAACGCCAUGUACACUCUUCCCCUCCAAAACGCCGUCAACGCCGCCAUUCUCGGCAAGGAUGCCUCCAAAAUUGCUAAGAUUCAAGAGUUGCCCAUCACUUCCAUCACUGAUUCAGAGCGCGAGGCCGAGAAUCUUCGCCAGUACCAGACCUCCUUUAUCAACUACCUCAGCGUGUCCUUCAUCAUUGCCCUGAUUGGUGUCAGCUACCAUCUCCCUGGAUUCAUCGCUACAGAGCGCGAGGCUGGUCUCUCCCAGCUCAUCGACGCCAUGAUGCCCGUUUCCAAGGGCUGGCAUCGCCAGCUUGCUCGUCUCUUGUCCCAGUAUGGUGCCUUUGCAUUGACAUAUCUCCCCGGCUGGAUCAUUUCUGCUGUCGUCUGCCGUGUCUUGAUCUGGAGCAAUACCAACAUGGGCAUCCUCAUUGUGCACUUUAUUCUGAGCGGUCUGGCCAUGACAUCCAUGUCGCUACUUGGUGCCUGCUUCUUCCGCAAGGCUCAGCUUGCCGGUAUCGUUACUGCUGUCGUGUGGUUGGUUCUUGGUAUCGCAGCCCAGGUCACAGCCCGAGGCUCCAUCGGCGCCGUCAUUGUCCUGUCUCUGCUCUUCACCCCUAGCAACUUUGUCUACUUUAUUGUCUAUGUUGCGCGAUACGAACGGCAGGGCGUCGGUGCCAACCUUGCCCACGCCGCCAACGACGAGUACUGGCAGCUUCCUGGCUACGUGUUCUGGAUCUUCCUCAUUCUACAGGCGUCCAUCUACCCAUUUGUCGCUGCCUUUGCUGAGCGCACUCUCCAUGGUGUCACUACCGGUGUCCGUCUCAACUCCGCGCCUGUUGACGGUAGCGGCGAUGCCAUCCGGAUCGACAGCAUGACCAAGAUCUACGAGCCCAGCUUCCUCCGCCGCUUCUUUGCCUUUGUGUCUCCUCCCCGCCCUCGCGUUGUUGCCGUCGAUAGACUUUCCCUUCGCGCCAAAAAGGGCCAGAUCCUCGCUCUCCUCGGUGCCAAUGGCAGUGGCAAGAGUACAACGCUCGACGCCAUCGCUGGCACUAGCAACUUUACCAGCGGCGACAUGUUUGUCGACGUCUCUGGCGGUCUCGGUAUUGCACCCCAGAAGAACGUCCUCUGGGAUGACCUGACGGUCUUUGAGCACAUCAAAAUCUUCAACCAGCUCAAGACCCCGUCCAACCCCGCUUCUGACGAUGAGAUCCACGCUCUUAUUGACGCCGUCGGCCUCAAGACCAAGACCAAGGCUAUUUCCAAGACACUCUCUGGUGGUCAGAAGCGCAAACUCCAACUUGGUAUGAUGCUUACUGGCGACAGUGCCAUCUGCUGCGUUGAUGAAGUCUCCUCUGGUAUCGAUCCGCUCUCGCGCCGCAAGAUCUGGGACAUUCUCCUCUCGGAGCGUGGCAAGCGCACCAUUGUCAUGACUACUCACUUUCUCGACGAGGCGGAUCUUCUCGCUGACCAAAUUGCCGUCCUCUCCAAGGGUAAGCUCCGCGCCGAAGGUUCCUCCGCCCUGCUCAAAGACACAUAUGGUGCUGGAUAUCGUGUUCAUGUCCUCAAUGCUCGCGAUGUCUUGAACAAGGCACCCGAAGUCCAGGGCGUACAGCGCACCAUGGCAUCCAACACCAUCACUUACCUCGCCCCUUCUUCCGAUCUUGCUGCCCAAGUGAUCCGCGUACUCGAACAGCGUGGCAUUGCUUACAAGCUCUCUGGACCUACCAUUGAGGAUGUCUUUCUUAACCUGGCCGAAGAAGUCCGCGACGAAGGUUUAAUCGACGAUGACAACUCCAUGGCCCGCGACCGCUCUUCAGACUCUACCUAUGGUGGCAAGGGACAUGAUGCUCAGUCGCUCGAUCUUCUCCAAGGCAAGACAGUCAGCAUGGCACAUCAGUUUGUCGUCUUUCUGCGCAAGCGCUUCACCAUCCUCAAGACCAACUGGAUUCCCUACGCUGCCGUGUUUCUCAUCCCCAUUGUCGCUACUGCUAUUAUCCAGCUCCUUGUUCACGAUGUGACUGCCGCUGGCUGUGCCCCUCAGGCCCAGAGCAGCGAUAUCAGCAACGACCAGUACGACAAACUCUUGAGCCACCCUUUCCUUGUUGCUGGUCCUUCUGCCGCCUUUACCAGCGCCGUGACUGGUCUCGGAAAUGUUUUUGGUCAGGGUUCUUCCUCAUCGUCAGCCCCGCCCAAGAUUUCAGGUUCCGAGAUCACCUUUGGAAACACCACCAUCAAGCUUACCGAUACGUAUAAUGACUGGACGGCCGCUCUUGAAAGCAACAAGCGAGACUUGAUGCCAGGUGGUAUUUGGCUUGGCGACAGCAGCUCCGACCCGACAUUUGCCUACCGCGCCAACAACUACUCCUCCAUCGAAACAUCUACAGUCGCCCAAGGCCUGCUGGAUUCGCUGCUCACCAACAUGCCCAUCACGGCCACCUACAAGGCCUUUGCUGCUGGUAUACCCCCCAACACCGGCUCUGGCCUCCAGCUCAUUGUCUACUUUGCUGUUGCCUGCUCUGUCCUUCCUGGUCUGUUGGCCAUGUACCCCAACACGGAGAGACGCCAGAAUGUUCGCGCUCUUCAGUACUCUAGCGGAGCCCGCGCCCUUCCUCUCUGGGCAGCGCAUCUUGUUUUCGAUAUGUCCUUUAUCGUGGUGGCCAUGGGUAUCGUUGUUGCUAUUCUUGCCGGAACUUCCGCCGCGGCCUUUUACCAUAUCGGCUACAUAUACCCCAUUCUCGUCUUUUGGGGCAGCGCAUCCAUCUCCAUUGGCUACACGCUGUCGCUUAUCUGCCCUACUACGCUCUCGACAUAUGCCAUGUCUGCCGUCAUCUCUGGCCUUGGAUUUGCCGUCUACAUCAUUUCCUAUCUGUUCAUCCUCACACUCUCCGAUCCCACUCUGACGGAUAACAACAUUCUCAUUGCCAACUGGGUCAUUUCCAUCUUCUUCCCUACCGGCUCGCUGAUCCGCGCAUUCAUGGUAGCCACCAAUGUCUUCUCCACCACUUGCACUGGCUUUGAGCUGCAGAGCAACCCUGGCGCCCUCACGGCCUAUGGCGGCCCUAUUCUGUACCUGAUUGCCCUCACAAUCUUCUGGUUCAGCCUUACCGUCUGGAUCGACAGCAGUGAUGGCAAGUACCAGAGCGGCAAGCCACAGCCGUCGGAGGAGCACGAGGAUGAGGAACUCGCUGCUGAAAAGGCUCGCGUGGAAAACCCUGGUGAGGAUGCCAAGGGUCUGCGCGUUGUUCACCUUACCAAGGCCUUUAACAAGUCUACCGCUGUUGACAACGUCACCUUUGGCGUUGACCAUGGCGAAGUGUUUGCCCUGCUUGGUCCCAAUGGUGCGGGUAAGUCGACCACGAUUUCGCUUAUUCGUGGCGACCUUGCCCCAAGCAAGCGCGGCGGCGACGUCUUUAUUGAGAAUGCAUCCAUUACGAAGCAGCGUCCCCAGGCGCGCGCCAAUCUCGGUGUGUGCCCGCAAUUUGACGCCAUUGACUCCAUGACUGUCGAGGAGCAUCUCUGUCACUACGCCCGUCUCCGUGGCAUUCAGGACGUGCACCACCAGGUCCAGGCUGUUAUUCGUGCUGUUGGCCUCCAGGCUUACCGAAGUGUCAUGGCACACACGCUCUCGGGAGGUAAUAAGAGAAAGCUGUCGCUGGCCAUUGCCCUUACUGGUAAUCCGUCUGUGAUUCUUCUGGAUGAGCCGUCAUCCGGUCUGGACGCCGCUGCCAAGCGCAUUAUGUGGCGCACCCUGCAGACCCUCGUUCCCGGCCGCUCUAUCCUCCUCACCACACACAGCAUGGAAGAGGCCGAUGCCCUAGCUACACGUGCUGGUAUUAUGGCUCGUCGCAUGCUGGCCCUUGGUACAACUGAGAACCUGUGCCAACGCUUCGGCGAUACACUGCAUGUCCAUCUUGUAGCCCAGUCCGCACCUCACUCGACACCCGAGGAGAUGGACCGUGUCCGCCGCUGGCUGGAGGCCAAGUUCCCUGGCGCCAAGAUUGAGCAUGAGACGUACCAUGGACAGAUGCGCUUCUCCAUCCCUGCUUCGUCUGUUCCUGCAGCAGCUGAUGAUUCCGAUGAGAAGGGUAUCAAGAAGACAGACAGUGAGGGAAGCGCUAUUGGUCACCUGCUGAUGAUUCUGGAGGAGCAUAAGCAGGAGCUCGGCAUUGCGCACCACAGCGUCAGCCCUACGACGCUGAAUGAAGUCUUCCUGGCAAUUGUGAGCAAGCACGAUGUGCAAGAAGAAGGCUACGGCACGGAGAAGAAGAAGCCGUGGUAUAAGAAGAGCAUGUUUCGCAAGGAUUAGACUGUCACUUUUGUAGAUUUUCUUUUUGUAUCUUUUGUACUAUUACUGUUGUUGUCAUUGUCAUUGUCAAUUUGUUUUGUUAGAAUACUGCUGAAUAGACUAAUACCACAUAAAUUGUCAACCCGUUU
Messenger RNA from [Torrubiella] hemipterigena, 5383 nucleotides. The record is from the annotation of a GenBank genome assembly. Lineage: Eukaryota; Fungi; Ascomycota; Sordariomycetes; Hypocreales; Clavicipitaceae.